Molecule: messenger RNA, 1773 nt
Organism: Williopsis jadinii
Lineage: Eukaryota; Fungi; Ascomycota; Saccharomycetes; Phaffomycetales; Wickerhamomycetaceae
Product: MFS transporter
Exons: 1
Coding region: 1-1773 (590 amino acids)
Biological process (GO): transmembrane transport
Cellular component (GO): membrane
Molecular function (GO): transmembrane transporter activity
Source: RefSeq, a predicted model, not a curated record
AUGAGGGGCGAAGAGGAUGAUGCUCUUUACAGGGAGUUCACGGAGAGUAACCUGUACCCGGACAUGGACUCUGAGCAGAUUGCGCUACAGCGGACGAAGACGAGAGGAACCAUUCUGACGACUCUUACCGAGAGAAUCCACGCGGAGGAGGACGACCUGGAGAAGAACAUCUCCAGGGAAACGGAGAAUGAGCCUCAGAACGAGGAAGGACUGCCGACGAAGGACGAUGGGCUGGAAUUCCAGGGUGUUGACCCUGAGCUGGUGACGUGGUCUGGACCUGAUGAUCCAGAGAACCCGAGGAACUGGAAGUCGUCCAGGAAAUGGAACUCAUGUGCUGUCGCUGCGUGGUACACACUGCUGGGGCCAUUCUCCUCUACGAUGCUCUCACCAGCAGUGUCAUACAUCUCUGAAGACUUUGACAACACAAACAGCGUUCUUUCGUCCCUGAUGGUGUCGAUCUUUAUCCUCGCAUGGGCUCUGUUCUCGCCGCUAAUUGCCCCACUGUCUGAGAUGUACGGGCGUAAGCCUGUGAUGGACAUCUCAAUGUGGGUGCUCAUGUGCUUUAACAUUGGCUGUGCACUGUCUCAGAAUACGGCACAGAUGUGUGUCUUCAGGCUGCUAGCAGGUAUCGGUGCGUGUGCUCCAAUCUCGAUCGGUGCUGGUGUUGUUGGUGAUUUGUUCAACAACGAUGAGCGUGGUAAGGCCAUCUCAAUCUAUUCUCUGGGCCCAACCAUGGGCCCGUGUAUCAGUUCUCUUAUUGCAGGAUUCAUCGUAAACAGUGUAAGUUGGAGAUGGUGUUUUUGGGUCUUGGUCAUCUUUAACGGUGUGAUUGCAGGAUACGGUACUAUCUGUCUCGAAGAGACGUAUGCUCCACAGCUGUUGAAGAACAAGGCAAAGAAGCUGAGAAAACUCACGGGAAACGAGAACUUGCACUGUAUCUACGAGGUUGCUACAGGGGAGACCAUCCUUGGUAAAUUCGAGGCUAAUUUGACUAGACCAGUGGUGAUGUUGUUAACGCAUCCUAUGGUUUUCGGUUUGGGAACCUUCAUGGCAAUUGCCUAUGGAUGUCUAUAUAUACUUAUCGUGACAUUCCCAGAGAACUGGGGUGGCCGUUAUGGGUUCAGCUCGGGUAUUGUCGGUUUGAUGUACGUGACGAUGAUUAUCGGUUACGGUAUUGGGAUCAUUGUCACUCAACAGUGUGCAGACUACAUAUACCGUAGACUUACAGAGAAGAAUGGUGGGGUAUCCAAGCCUGAGUACCGUAUGCCGUACCUGUUUGUUGCAGCUGUCUGUUGCAGUGGUGGUCUCUUCUGGUAUGGUUGGGGUGCAGAUAAACAUAUGCACUGGCUGUUCCCUGCUGUGGGCUGUGUGAUAUUCGCAUUUGGUGUUAUUCCUGUCUUUUUCUGUAUUCAAAACUACUUGAUCGAUAUGAGUCCUAGAUUUGCAGCAUCUGCCAUUGCAGCUGCGUCCAUUUUCAGAUCCUUCUUUGGAUUCUCGUUCCCACUGUUUGCACCAAUCAUGUUCAGACACAUUGGCUAUGGAUGGGGAAGCUCCAUCUUUUCAUUUCUCAUGCUUGCCACGGGUAUUCCGUUCCCAAUGUUUGUUGCAUUUUACGGUGAAAGACUGAGAAUUUGGGCCAACAAGAGAACAGAGAAACAACAGAUAAAGAGAGACAAGAAAAACCUGGAAAGAUUACAGAGGCAACAGAGGAAACAUGCGGAAGAUUAUGAGAGGUUACACCCCAAGAAAGACAGUAGUUUUAGCACUGAAUAA